CAUGACUUGACUUUACGAUAUAUGUUCAGCUUCGCGCGGCGCGCGCAACUGUCCCAAUCGACUCUGUAGCUCCAUGGUCUAGCUCAAAAUGUCCUCAUUUUCUCGAAAUCCUCCUGGCCAUGAUCGAAAGCCAUCUGCCACCACUGGCUCGACGCGACAGCGGGGCGCGCAAUCGACCCUGGAAACACGGAACAGCAUACGGACUACCAAAGAAUCUGCAACUGCAUCAGUUGCGGAACGUAGGACAGAACGUAGUCAAGUUACGACAACCAGGCAGACAGUCGCAGUCCGUACCGCUCGAAGUCCUCUCAAGCCGGCCAACGACAAUCGCCCAAAUGCGAGAAAGAGCAAGGACAUGGGGAAGCCAUCUAAGCUUGUGGAUCCAAUUUCGAUGUCUACACAGACACAUGAAGAAGAACCCAUGGGUAUAAUAGAAUCCUCUCCGCUACAUAUACAAGAUGUUAAUGCUAUGUAAGCUCUACCGUGGGACCCCAAGGUAUCUAUUAUCCCGCAUAAUUCUGCUCCCCUCGGCGCU
Messenger RNA from Pseudovirgaria hyperparasitica, 535 nucleotides. RefSeq lists its product as uncharacterized. The transcript has a single exon. The record is from RefSeq and is a predicted model, not a curated record. Bases 89 to 475 code for a protein of 128 amino acids. Lineage: Eukaryota; Fungi; Ascomycota; Dothideomycetes; Acrospermales; Acrospermaceae.